CCUCCCCCCGCCCGGGAGCGGUUCCGGGUCGCGGAGGCGGGAUCUGCGGCGGCACCGGCGGCGACAUGCGGUUUCGCUUCUGCGGGGACCUGGACUGUCCCGACUGGGUCCUGGCCGAGAUCAGCACCUUGGCUAAAAUCUCCUCGGUGAAGCUGAAGCUGAUCUGCGCCCAGGUGCUGCGGGACCUGCUGGGAGACACCAUCGAGUAUGAGAAGAUCCUCAAGCUGACCUCUGACGCCAAGUUAGAAUCGGGGGACGUGAAGGCGACCAUCGCCGUCCUCGACUUCAUCCUCUCCAGCGCCGCCAAGCACAACGUGGACAGCGAGUCCCUGUCGAGCGAGCUGCAGCAGCUGGGGCUGCCCAAAGGGGCCCCUCCGGGUGCUUUACCGGGGGUUUGGUCGCAGUUUGGUUUUCUUGUCUCUCCCGCCGGCGGGGCAGAGCAUGCCAGCGGGCUGUGCCGGUCCUAUGAGGAGAAGCAGAGCUCCCUCCAGGACAGCCUGAGGGCCUCCAGCCUGAGACUGAGCCAGCUGGGCUCGGUGUGCUGGCGGGUGGACUACACCCUCAGCUCCAGCGAGCUGCGGGAGGUCAACGAGCCCCUCGUGCACCUGACCUUCAACGUGCGGGACGGGGAGCGCGGGAGGACAGCGGCCAUCCCCAUGGCCCUCUCGGCUGACAAGUUCCGGGUGCUGCUGGCGGAGCUGAAGCAGGCCCAGGCGCAGAUGAACAGCCUUCUCUGAGGAGAGCCGGGGGAAGGGGCGAUGGCUGGGCGGCAGGACAGGACCUGGUGCGCCCGGCUGGGCCCGGGUGCUGGCCGGCUCGGGGAGGGGGGGGAAGCCGGGGGGGGGCGGCGAGCGAGGCCGGUGUGGGGGCUGUCCCUGUCCCCCAGAGGACGCGCCAAUAAAGGUGACGGUGACAAAA
Tyto alba (common barn owl) is the source of this 918-nucleotide messenger RNA. It is a transcript of the gene COMMD4, whose product is annotated as COMM domain containing 4. Lineage: Eukaryota; Metazoa; Chordata; Aves; Strigiformes; Tytonidae. The record is from RefSeq and is a predicted model, not a curated record. The transcript is spliced from 8 exons. Bases 66 to 737 code for a protein of 223 amino acids.